Molecule: messenger RNA, 5002 nt
Organism: Megalobrama amblycephala (Wuchang bream)
Lineage: Eukaryota; Metazoa; Chordata; Actinopteri; Cypriniformes; Xenocyprididae
Gene: veph1
Product: ventricular zone expressed PH domain-containing 1
Exons: 14
Coding region: 561-3017 (818 amino acids)
Biological process (GO): regulation of signal transduction
Cellular component (GO): plasma membrane
Molecular function (GO): phosphatidylinositol-5-phosphate binding
Source: RefSeq, a predicted model, not a curated record
UAGUUGUUUGGGUCUGUGAGCGUUCUUGCUGUGGUAUCCUAGCAAUGCUCAGAUCUGGAAUGCGAGGACAGGGUGUGAAGUGCAGCUGUGCUGUCGUCUCUUCAAUGACUGUCUCAUACCAUUGGCUGUCUGCCCUAUAGUGCCUUCUGAUUGGCAGGACCUAUGAUCCGUUUGGAUCACUGACUGAUGAUAGAACAAACAAGAGGCCCAAAUCAGGGAACAUUUCUUUAUAAAGUUUUAUUUUCAUUGCCAGACUUUUGUCCAUUGCUUGUCAGUAUUCACUGAAAAUGGAAUCUCUGGCAGAAGAAUAUUCUGGAUCUUGCUGUUUCUUACUGGAGAUAGCAAUUUAGGAAAGUUGGUUUUGUAACUACUCAGAAUAACUUACAGUAUAACGGAGAUUAUCUGACUGAUUAUAAUGACCGAUCAAACUACUUGGUUGUUGGUGUUGGUCUGAUGCAUAUGUACUGGGCGCUUCCCCUGCCACUUUCAAGAGCAUGUCAAGUCAUUGUGAUAACACAGGGCAGCAGGGGCAGCGUGCUCAAGCUUGAGCCUGUCCCAGAAUGCACCAGCUGUUCCGUCUAGUGUUGGGACAGAGAGACCUGUCCCGUGCAGGAGAUCUCUUCUCUCUGGAUGACAGCGAGAUUGAAGACUGUCUUUCGCAAGCCCUGGAGGAAAUCAAAGUCAUAUCCUGUUCUCCAGACUAUCUGACCAAUGACAAUGACCAGGCGGUGGUGGAGAUCUGCAUCACACGCAUCACUACAGCGAUCAGGGAGACAGGCUCGAUUGAGAGGCACGGAGCAGCUCUUGUGUCAUUAUGGGAGUCUUGUCUCGAACAUAACCUCCAGCCGCAGGGCAAAGAUGAAGACACACCUCAUGCCAAGAUCGCCUCCGACAUCACCAGCUGCAUCUUGCAGAAUUACAACAGGACUCCAGUGAUGGUGUUAGCGGUUCCUGUGGCGGUGCGGUUCUUACAGCAAGGGAACCAAGAGCUGAGCAGAAACAUGUCCAGUUACUUGUCCCUGGCUGCCAUUGCUAAAGCUGAACUCCUGGCCCAACACACAGAGGCUAUCACCUGCAGCGUGCUGACAGGUAAUGCCAUGCUGUUGAGAGUGCUGCCAUCCGUAUAUCCACGACAGCCAGAGCCUAUCCAUCAGCACAUCCGUGAGCUGACGGCGAUGAUGUCCCAGCUGGACCAGGCCGGCAGACAGCACCUGCUCAGACUACUACAGAUGAUCUCUGACCUUCACCCCCUGGUUUUAUCGUCUUUGGUACCAUCGUUUAUUGGUUACCUCAGUGACAAUGAUCUCAGUGACACUGCCUUGGGUGUGUUGGUGAACGUGGCUCAGGCAAGCCCUGCCUCUCUCACUCCCUUCCUGUCCACGCUGAGAAAUGUGGGUCAGAAGAACCCUUGGUUGCUGGGACACAUCGCUAAGAUCCAUGGGACAGUGGGUCUAACUAGUGAGGUCCAGGCUCGCGGGGCUCUGCAAUAUCUGGUGUCUCUGUUAGCGAGUAUGGAGCACAGCGCACAUCACACACUACUGCUGGAAAUCCGCUGCCUGACUGAUCGCUACACCUCCAUCCUGGGCGGCGGGGGAAAAGACAUCUACCGGAUGAGCAACAGUUUCACCGCCAUCGCUCGACUGCUGGGACGCAAGCUGGAGGCUGACAGUACACUGAGCAGAGAGGAGGAGAAGGUGCAGGAUUUGUCCAGGCCGUGUGAAGCCAAGCCUAGUUCUGCCACGUUUGCUGAGAACCAGCGUCUGCAGGUGAAGAUCCAGGCUUUUGAACAGAAGAUGGGCGAUGAAGAGGUGGAGUCUGAGAGAGAGGACGAGUCUCCUGGUCCUCAGAGACGCCACAGUCUGGGUCAAGCAGCGCGAGACGAGCGCAGAGAGAUGAGGUUCAACAGGUCAAAGAGUCUGGCUCUUCACGCUGUACGCACACAAUCCAUUAACUCUGACAGCAGUCCAGAGGGAGAGGGGGUGGAUCUGGGUGCAGAACUCAAUGUCUGUAAGACCAGUCCCAGCCCAGAGACUGGUCCUGUCCCCUCAACCCUGCAGGAGAACCACAAAGAUCGCACAAAAAAUCAACCUGACACAUCUCCAAACAGUGAGGGGCAAAAGGUGGAGGUUGGAGACCACCGGGAGGGAGAUCGACUCUGGAUGCACCUGAGAGACAACAUGGAGGAAAUCAAAACCUUCUGUGCAGAAAUGAUCAAACUAAUCCCCAUACCUGAGCACUGUGUCAUUGAAGACUCACAUCGUGGCUGUGUAGCUAAGCUGUCAUUCUCCUGUCCACUGAAAGGACACUACUGCCUCUAUGGAAAGUCCUGUUUCUCCCUGUGUAGCUGCCAGCCACACCUCUGGAUCCAAAUCAUGCUACUGUCACUGCAGAGUAAAGUGAGUGAGGCGUUGUGCUGUCAGGACGAGUGUGUGCAGCAGCUGAGGAAACUCUGGGAGAAAACACAGCUGACGGGAGCACACAGCUUUGAGCUGGCCAUGACCCAGACAACUGUGCCUCACAAGAAGGAUGUGGACAGUUUGCAGAUGUAUCUGGAGGAGGUUCGUUUCUUUGACCUGUUCAGCUACAGUGAAGAGGAGGGUGGCUGGCUCUGUUUCAUGUGCAGUAAUCCAGAAAAAGCCACAGUCGUUAACCAGGAUGGCCAGCCACUCAUCGAAGGGAAGCUGAAGGAGAAACAGGUACGCUGGAAGUUCAUCAAAAGGUGGAAAACACGUUAUUUCACUCUUGCCGGCAACCAGCUUCUUUUCAGAAGAGGAAAAUCAAAGGACGAGCUGGACAACAGCACAAUUGAACUUAGCAAAGUGCAAAGCGUUAAGGUCGUUGCAAAGAAAAGGCGUGACCGUGGGCUGCCCAGAGCCUUCGAGAUCUUCACCGACAGCAAAACCUACGUGCUGAAAGCUCAAGAUGAGAAGCAUGCGGAAGAAUGGCUGCAGUGCAUCAAUGUGGCUGUGGCCCAGGCCAAAGAACGUGAGAACCGCGAGGCCACCACAUACCUAUGAUGCCUAUUCUGCCGAAGAUGUCGUCUUAAAGACUGGCAUAUCAUGCCACGUGGGUAUGUCUUAUUGCCAUGUUAUCUCAUUACAAUGGUUUGUCAACAUCAAAGACAAAGGCCAUGUCUCAAAUGCCAACUUCAACUGUUCUAGCCAUCCUCCACCUAAAUUCUUGCAAUGGUAAGUCACAAAGAUCAUCGGUUAGUACUUUUCUAGGGUGGGCUUGGCAAUGGGUGUCAAGGGGGGAUGGGGCGUCCUUCUGAAUCAUGAAAUGAUCAAUGGGACUUCUCGGACAUGUGAUAGGAAAGGGCACAAGGCUACAAGUCAACAAAAAGUGCGUAAUUUGGGACAUGACCAAAGAAAAGAGUGACGUACAAUGAAGCUGAGCAACACUGCGCUGUCUGUUCCACACUUCGCACAGUCGUUAUGUGGGUCAUAUUGCAAUGUUUUGAGAACAGAAAUUAUGAUUUAUUUAAUCUUUAUUUAGUCUUUCCAGAAAAGUAUAGAAGACUUACUCAGAUUCAGCUAUCACUUACAGUUAGGGCUGUCAUGGUUAACAUAUUAACGCAUAAGUUUAACUUUUGUUUUACCCUAGAAUGCAUAAACCAAAAAAUCUACACAAAUGCAUAAAGGGGGGUCAAAGUGACCUGAAUGGGGAUUAAUGGUUUUCUUUAGAAAAUAGGUGUCUUAUUAAUGAAAUAAUUAAAAUAAUUGAUGAUACACAAAUGUUUUAAAGGGAUAGUUCACCCAAAAAUGAAAGUUCUGAUCAUUUACUCCUCUUCAAGUUGUAUAAAUUUCUGGAACCUGUAUAAUAUUUGGAAGAAUGGAUGUAACCAAGCAGAUCUCGCCCCCCAUUGAUACCAUAGUAUUACAACCAUAAAUGGUUUAAUUAAUUGACAGCCCUACUUACAGUAAGCACUGAAGUCUUCAUAAUCUUGAAUUGUACUACCAGCUCUCCUGUGCUCCCAGAAUUCAGCAAGGACCAUCUUGACAGCAAUAAUAUUAUUCUACAUUAAGCACUCAGUUGUCAAACUACAGCAAUAAAAGAAUUAAGCUGGAUUGAUUUUACAAAAAAAAGGACCAAAAGCAUCAAGAAGUGCCUCUAAUAAUCAGCGCAUGAAAACAUUCACCUCUGGGGAUACAAAUGUAUAAAUGGAGUGGCAAAACAGAUCUUUGUACACAAUGUUCUUUGGCCACAGGAUCUUUCCUGUAAAUACUGUUGAUCGAUGACUUUUUGAAUAACAUGGAGGACCUCUUCGAAGUUCGAGGGAAGCACAGAACAAUGUAGAAAGAAAUUCAUUCCACUGGUAUGUUUCUGAGCUGUGUUUUGUGUUCUAAUGUGGGCUUUCAUGUCUCCAGGCACGUUUGCUGGCAAAGUUUGACCCUUUUUCUCUAUGAUUUUUAUCCAUGGAUGAAUGUCAAUGUUGUACUGUAACAGUGACUCAAAUACAAACCUUUUAUUUAUUUAUAGUAAUAACUAUUUUUGUUGUGCAAAGGCAAAUGAGUCAAUCAGUAAAUGAGUGACCUCGGGUCUCUUACACUGUAUUCUGCUGUGUGAUAGAUGGGUUUGGCUCAAUUAUGUUUAGAUUCAGAGAGAACAGAGGGUGAAAAUUGUCAAAUCAAUCAAAAUUCAAUCAUUUUUCUGCUUCAGUGUAGUUACUGCAUUUUGUUUUUUGUAAAUUAUCUUGCAUCUCAACACGCUAAUCAUUUAAGAAAUGCAGUGGAGAGAAUUAAUAUAGCCCAGUUUAUUUGCAAGUGUUGUUUUGGUGCCCAGUUCAGUAAAGGAAUUAAAUUAGGUAAUAGUUCAAACAUAUCAAAAAAUUUGUGCUGAACACAAUGUGCAUGGUGAAAUUCCCCACUGCAAUUCAAUUCUGACUGCUACACUCUAAAAAAUGCUGGGUUAAAAACAACCCAAGUUGGGUUGAAAAUGGACAAACCCAGCAAUUGGCUUGUUUUAACCCAACGGUAGCGUUAAAUGUUUGCCCAACCUGCUG